Molecule: messenger RNA, 1617 nt
Organism: Clonostachys byssicola
Lineage: Eukaryota; Fungi; Ascomycota; Sordariomycetes; Hypocreales; Bionectriaceae
Source: the annotation of a GenBank genome assembly
AUGACAACAAACGAACUCAGAACCAACGAUUUUGAUUUUAUCAUUGUUGGGGGAGGAACGGCGGGCUGCGUUGUUGCUAGCAGGCUGACUGAGUAUCUCCCCAACAAGAAAGUCCUCCUCAUUGAAGGCGGCCCGUCUGACUACGAAGAUGAUCGAGUUUUGCUCCUCAAGGACUGGCUCAAGAUGCUUGGUGGAGACAUGGACUAUGACUAUGGUACCACCGAGCAACCACGCGGCAACUCUCAUAUUCGGCAUUCGCGAGCCAAAGUUCUCGGUGGCUGUUCUUCGCAUAACACCUUGAUCUCGUUCCGCCCCUUUGAGUAUGAUUGCGACCGAUGGGUUGCUAGAGGAGCUAUUGGCUGGGACUUCAAGACUUUCACGCGUGUUUUGGACAAUCUUAGGAAUACUAUCCAGCCAGUAUCUCACCACCAUCAGAACCAGAUUAACAAAGAUUGGCUCGAAGCUUCAUCCAAGGCAUUCAAUAUUCCUAUUGUUCCGGACUUCAACAAAGAAAUUGUUCGAGAUGGAAACCUGAGCCCUAGCGCUGGUUUUCUUUCUGUGGCUUACAAUCCCUCGGACGGGCGGCGUAGUUCUGCCUCGGUUGCAUAUAUCCAUCCCAUCCUCCAAGGUUCCGAGAAUCGCCCCAAUCUCACCAUUCUAACCAAUGCAUGGGUGAGCAAAGUCAAUGUGGAGCAUGGGCGUGCGAAUGGGGUCAAUGUGACCCUUCAGAAUGGGGAGAAGCAACGACUCUUUGCCCGGGCCGAGACAAUUUUGUGUGCCGGGGCUAUUGAUUCGCCUCGUCUUCUCCUUCAUUCUGGCCUUGGGCCGCGCCAGCAGCUUACCGAUCUUGGCAUCCCUGUGAUCUCUCAUUUGCCUGGCGUUGGAGAGAAUUUGAUGGAUCAUCCGGAAACAAUUAUAAUAUGGGAGUUGAAUCGUCCGGCACCCGAGGAAACGGUUAUGUCGUCUGAUGCCGCCGUCUUCCUCCGUCGCGAGCCUUAUAAUGCUGCAGGAGAUGAUAAAGAAGUCGUGGACAUGAUGUUCCACUGUUAUCAGAUUCCUUUCUGCCUACACACCGAACGACUCGGCUACGACAAGCCCACCGACGCCUUUUGUAUGAUUCCUAACGUGCCUCGAUCAAGGUCCCGGGGCCGUGUAUACUUGACAUCAGCAGAGCCGUCGGUUAAGCCUGCACUCGAUUUCCGCUACUUCACUGACCCCGAUGGCUAUGAUGAGGCCACCAUUGUUGAGUCUUUGAAGGUUAGCCGCGAGGUCGCAAAACAAGAACCAUUCAAGUCUUGGAUCAAACGGGAGGUGGCACCUGGUCCCAAGGUUCAAUCAGACGAAGACCUUUCCGAGUAUGGCCGUCGUGUGGCAAGUACUGUCUACCACCCUUGUGGAACUCUUCGUAUGGGCAACACGGAGAGAGACGAACUCGCUGUCGUUGGUCCGGAUCUUAGGCUGAAGGGCAUUGGUAGCAUUCGUGUCGCCGAUGCCAGCGUCUUCCCUGAGAUUCCUACCAUUAACCCCAUGGUUACCGUCUUAGGGGUUGGCGAGAGAUGUGCAGAGCUAGUGGCUCAGGCCUGGGGCUGGCGUGGCCUUGAGGGCCAGAAGCUCUAA